Pygocentrus nattereri (red-bellied piranha) is the source of this 1476-nucleotide messenger RNA. RefSeq names its product NIN1 (RPN12) binding protein 1 homolog (gene nob1). Lineage: Eukaryota; Metazoa; Chordata; Actinopteri; Characiformes; Serrasalmidae. Bases 58 to 1395 code for a protein of 445 amino acids. Gene Ontology annotation, molecular function: RNA endonuclease activity. Gene Ontology annotation, cellular component: preribosome, small subunit precursor. The record is from RefSeq and is a predicted model, not a curated record. The transcript has 9 exons. Gene Ontology annotation, biological process: maturation of SSU-rRNA; ribosomal small subunit biogenesis.
AAAAUAUCAACAAACGACGGGAACAGAGCUCCACGUUCUCGCGAGACGUCGUUGAAGAUGGCAGCCGCCAUGGUGGAGCAUGUUGUAGCUGAUGCUGCUGCUUUCCUGAGAAAAGCUCCUUUACACGAAAUCGGAAAGAAUGUCUACACACUGAAGGAUGUCGUGAAUGAAAUUCGGGAUAAAGAAACCAGAAGGAACUUGGCCGUCUUACCUUACCAGCUCAUCUUCAAAGAACCUUUUCCAGAACAUGUACGGUUUGUAACUGAAUUUUCAAAAAAGACUGGAGACUAUCCCAGUCUUUCAGCAACAGACAUUAAGGUCUUGGCUCUAACCUACCAACUGGAAUUGGAAAAUGUUGGAGCUGAUCAUUUGAAAAAAGAACCAGCAAUACAGAUUGAUAUAUGCAGCACACAGAGACAUCCGGAAGCCCCAGUAGAUGUUGCUGGUUUCCAUUUCCCCUCUAAAAAAUCCUCACACAGGACAGGCACUGACGUUCACAGUCCCUCUGAAUCACAUGUACCUGCGGAGAGUUCGGAGUUUAACAGUUUUCAGUUUUGGAGGACUCCACUUCCUAGCAUUGAGGCUGACCUGCUGGAAUUGUUAGCUGCUGACACAGUUGUGGUAAAAGAUGUCACAGAGAAACUGGAGUCUGUUGACUUGUCGAAUGAAGGUCAGAAAACGGAAUCUCAAACUGGAUUAGGAGAGGAUGGUGAAAAUGAGGAAGAUCAGGAGGAAGAAGAAGAAGAAGAUGAAGAGGAGGAUGAUGAUGAUGGAGGCUGGAUCACUCCCAGCAAUUUAAAACAAAUCCAGAUGGAUGUUGGUCACGUGCAACAUUCAGCAAAUGCCAAAGUGGGCUGUGUGACCACAGACUUUGCCAUGCAGAAUGUCCUUAUUCACAUCGGUCUCAAUGUCCUCUCAUUGAAUGGAAUGCUCAUCAAACAAACAAGAAACUACAUCCUCCGCUGCCAUGCCUGUUUCAAGACUACAACAAAUAUGAACAAAACUUUCUGCCCAAAUUGUGGCCACAACACACUAAAGAGGAUUGCUGUGAGCGUCGGUGAAGAUGGUAAUAUGCAAAUGCACUUCUCCAGGAAUCCCAAAGUGCUCAAUCCUAAGGGCAAGAGGUACUCCAUACCUUUGCCACAAGGGGGCAAACAUGCCAGCAAUCCACACCUGGUGCAGGACCAGCGCUUCCCUCAACAGAAAGUAUCCAAGAAGGCACGGCAGAAGACUGAUGUUUUCGACCCAGACUAUAUCGCAGGCAACUCGCCAUUCUCAGAGCACGACAUUUACAGCAGAUCAGCAAACCUACACCUGCGUGACGCUCCAAGUGGGGGAGGGAGACGACGGGCUAAUCCAAAUGCCUCUCGCAAGAAAUGUGGCAAGAAAAAGUGAAUCAUCAUUCUUCUAUGUAUUUGUCAGGGGAAGACAUUGACAAAGUUUGCAAAAUAAAGUUUAAAUUCCUUCCUACUAAAA